Stylonychia lemnae is the source of this 399-nucleotide messenger RNA. Lineage: Eukaryota; Ciliophora; Spirotrichea; Sporadotrichida; Oxytrichidae. The record is from the annotation of a GenBank genome assembly.
AUGAAUUAUAAAAAGGCACAUCCAGAUUUCGGUAUUUCAAAUAGUCAUCUUUAUAAUGUUAUUUUAGAGCAAAGAAGAAGUGAAUCUGAGAGAAUUAGAGAGAGAUAUCCAGAUAGAAUUCCAGUGAUAUGCGAGAAAUCAGAAACCUCUAAGCUCCCAGAUAUUGAUAAGACUAAGUACCUUGUUCCAAGCGAUCUGACAGCUUAUCAUUUCAACUACAUAAUCAGGAAAAGAAUCAAGCUCCCAGAGAAAGACUCACUUUAUUUCUUUGUUAAUGGAAAGUAUUUACUCAAGGGAGACACGCUAAUGGCUCAUGCAUAUGAAAAGAGAAAAGAUAACGAUGGCUUUCUCUAUAUAACCUACACUGAUGAGACAACUCUAGGAGCUGAGCUAUAAUGA